GGUUUUUUUUAAAGUUUGGGCUUCCGCGGUCAGUGAUCCGAUGACGCGAGCCAGUUCCCCCAAUACACCGGCGACCGUACCGUGUAAUCACACGCCGUUUAACCUUUUCUAUAUCUUUUUCUCUUUCUCUCUCAACCCUAAUUUCUUCUCAUUCUCUCUCUUUUCUAACCCUAACCCUAAUUUCUCCGAUGCCGGAUUUUCACCACGAUUCUCUCACACCACCGUCACGCACCGUCCCCGUCCGCGAGGAUUGUUGGUCUGAAGAUGCUUCUUCUACUCUCGUCGAUGCAUGGGGUCGUCGGUAUCUUGAACUCAACCGUGGUAAUCUUCGUCAGAAAGAUUGGCAAGAUGUUGCUGAUGCUGUUAACGCUCUUCAUGGUCAUACAAAGAAAACUCAUCGCACAGAUGUUCAGUGUAAGAAUCGAAUCGAUACGAUUAAGAAAAAGUACAAGGUUGAAAAGGCUAGGGUUACGGAAUCUAAUGGUGUUUUGCAUUCUAAUUGGCCUUUUUUUGAACGGUUAGAUGUUUUGAUUGGACCUAAUUUCAGUUCUAAGAAGUUAUCAAUUUCUUCACCAGGGGCGGUGACACCGUCGCCUCCGGUAGCUCUUCCGUUGAUUCCUCAUCGGAAAUUUGCUAAUUCUGGUGGUUAUUCAUCACCUGCAAUUGCGGUACAUUCGACUGCGGUGGCUCUCCCACAGAAGAGGAAUUAUUCUGCGGUGGCUGCGGCUACGGUGAAUGUGAUGGAUGAUGGGUAUUUUAGGAGGAAUUAUUCUGCCGUAGCUGCGGCCGCUGCUGCCGCGGAAGCUGAUGAGGAUGAUGAUGAGGAUGAUGAGGUGGAAGAAGUUGAGGAAGAAGAUGUGGAAGUAGAGGAAGAGGAAGGGAGGAGGAGUGAAGUGGAUGAAGGGGAUAAAGGGAGAGAAGGGAUGAAGAGAUUGGCGAAGGCAAUAGAGAGUUUUGGUGAAAUGUAUGAGAGAGUGGAAGAACAGAAACUGAGGCAGAUGGUGGAUUUGGAGAAACAAAGGAUGCAAUUUGCUAAAGAUCUUGAGGUGCAGAGGAUGCAGAUGUUUAUGGAUACUCAAGUUCAGCUGGAGAGAAUCAAGCGGGGAAAACCCUCUGGGUCUAAUGAUAUGUAUAAUAGCUAGCCAAGCGGGCAAUGGUUCGGUGAUGGUGAUCAGAACACUCAUGUUUUGGUUAUGAUCACGGGAAAGUACAUAUCUUCAGCUGAUACUGUCAUGAGGGAAUCUCUAAAUAGAAUUUAUCGAGGAGUAAUUUUGGAUUCAUUUAGCUAGCUUUUAUUAAUUUUGUUAUUAGCCCUUAUAAAUUAAUUCAGCAACUAUACUUAAGCCUAAUUCGGGCUGCCACACAGAUUUGACUCUAAUGUAUAACUCUUCUAUA
Messenger RNA from Medicago truncatula (barrel medic), 1395 nucleotides. RefSeq names its product trihelix transcription factor ASIL2. Bases 189 to 1142 code for a protein of 317 amino acids. Gene Ontology annotation, molecular function: transcription cis-regulatory region binding. Gene Ontology annotation, cellular component: nucleus. The record is from RefSeq and is a predicted model, not a curated record. NCBI's taxonomy places the organism in Eukaryota, Viridiplantae, Streptophyta, Magnoliopsida, Fabales, Fabaceae. The transcript has 2 exons.